This is a messenger RNA of Stegodyphus dumicola, 3488 nucleotides long. RefSeq names its product oplophorus-luciferin 2-monooxygenase non-catalytic subunit-like. The record is from RefSeq and is a predicted model, not a curated record. Lineage: Eukaryota; Metazoa; Arthropoda; Arachnida; Araneae; Eresidae. Gene Ontology annotation, cellular component: plasma membrane. Gene Ontology annotation, molecular function: protein binding.
UUAUGGCCAGGACAAAUGGUCGCUGUGCACUACUUAGCAAUUUUGCCUUUCUGACUGUCAUCGGGGCUGCCCAGAUGGCUGCUCCGUAGGUUAGGACCCUCUCCGCGAGUCGUCCAUUAACAGGAACACAGGACAAGACGAACCCAGGGCUCUAAGAUCUCCUGUCUGUGCCUAAUAACAAGCAGGGAGACUGUCUAACACAUGCAGCGAUAUGCGGCCGACCAAUAUAAAUGCCUAAGGAAACCAUUACACCUCCACCACCGUACACUGCCCUUUUUCCAUGAUGAGAGAGGGAUGGUAUCCUGUUUAGACUCCCUCCAGAUACAGGUGCGCUGAGAAUCAGUGCCCAAACUGAAUCUCGACUCAUCUGUAAAAAGCACAGUGCUCCACUGAAGUAUGGUCCAAGGCGCAUGUUGUCUACACCAUGAUAAAAAGAGCUUUCUUUUGUGCUACAGUGAUCAAUAUGCAAACAGCGGGCCUUCUGGCACACAACCGUACAUCAUGAAGCUAUAGACCGUGAAAUUCGGGUUCCAGUGGCUGCGAACAACUCACACGAGAACUGUGAAGCUGUAGCACACUUGUGCCGCCACUCUGAAAUUACAAAAUCUUGUCGUGGUCUUCUCGAUGUGGACUCAGUGUCCCGAAAUUCUUUACAGAAUUUACAGAUAACAGUGGACGUUACAUUGAGCUUUUAGCUGCCUGCUCUUGAGACUGGCCUGUCUGCAACCUACCAGCAAAUCUCCAUCCCAUUCUGUCAUCCACACGAGCGUGGCUACAUAUAUUGCCUGAUCUGAUAUAUAAUGAAAUUUCUCCAGCUCUUGCAAGAAAAGCGGCGAAUGUCGCGAGACAGUACAAGCACAUAAUUUGUCCAAAACCCCUAGUGCGCUUAUAUCAUCUUCUCAAUCACAGCUCCGUAGAAACACACGUGUAUGCUUACGUAUUCGACUCAAUAUUUGUGUAAUUCUUCGGCGGCAUAAUUAGAACCUUGGCUUCAACACAUUUCAUAAAAAUAGACAAAUGUUUCAAAUUCUCUUAAUUUUGCACACGAGUAUAGUAUAGCUUUAUAACGGUCUGGUUAUACAUGAAGAUCCGAAGUGAAGUGACCAUUAUUCUGUAGGUCAAGCAACCAGGGACCCACAAUCGUGAGAGUUAUAUGUGUGGUUCAUUUUAAUUUUAGUUUAAAAUUUAACUAAAUUUAUUACUUUAGUGACUGUUAGUUGUUGUUGAAUCGUAGUUAACCGGUGACAAGCAGUCUUGUUGGGUACCGGUGUUCGAAGAUUUAAUUUUGAUUUUAGGAAUCUUCUUUAUGGAGUCUACCAAAAUUUUAACUCUAAAAAGGUUCUUAGUAGAAAGUUUUAAAAAUUUUUAAGCCACUAGGUUACUGUACGUUGCCAUGAACAUAUCAUCCACUUGCCAUGGCAAGUAUUGCAGCUGAUCAAGAUGCAGGUUUUUUAAUUUAUGAUCCCAGCGUCUCGCACAUAACCAUUGCUCAUGGUGUUUCCGUUUGGAGAAAAGUAAAAUCAUUUAUUUACAUUUCGAAUUUAAUUAACCUGUAAUAACAAAGGUAGUAAUGCAAAGGCGAUGAAAGAAUUUAUUAAUAGCUUAAAUCUUCGUUUAAUUUUUAAUAAUAUAUGUAACUGACAUAAACAGAUAUGUUAAAAUAGAUCAUUGUAGUUAAUAAAAAUAUUUCUAAUGUCUUAUAUUAUAUACUUUUACAAAAUCGCGUACAUUAUUUAUUUUCAAAUAAUAUUGUAAUGAUAUUCAACAGGACAUGUAAUUCUUUGUACUAUAUGGAAAAUUAAGAUAGAAAAAUUUCACGGAUGGUAACAAUUUUAGUAUAAUUUUCCCCAAAUUUUCAUUAUAUUCGUAUAGAAAUGAAUAAAACUUGUAAUAUUAUUCAUUUUAUAGAAGAGAAAUUACAUUGCUUGCUCAUCAUUGAUAAAAUAAUUUUAAGCAGCUGAUAAUUUGAACGAUAAACUGAGAAUGACGUGUUAUAAAGAACAAGACAGAUAACGAAAGAUAAUUUUUGAUCGCGUAUGUCUCACGAAUACUGAAAUUUUAUCGCAGUGUGCGUUAAGAACUCAUAAAACCUCGUUUAACUGCUGUAAAAGCUGAUAUCUGAUAAAGAAAUUUGUUACUUGGCCACAGAGCCGUCGUAGAGUAAAAUUUUGCACCUGCUCAUCACGGAAAUAUUGCUGUUCCAUCCCAGACAUCAACUGAUAUAUAAUAUUCUGAGUCUGUCACUCUGCGAUUGCUGUGAAUGAUCUCAUCUACCUCCAGCACAAUGUUGUCUGAGGUCGACGUUGAUGGCUUUCUUCGCCGAUCAACGUCACGUCUCUGCAGCUGAUUCGAAUUGCUGUCACCACAUCAUCUGACGUUUUUGCCUAAAAAAGACGUUUACUGCUAUUUCAGACCAAGUGAAGAAAGAAAUUAACGUUGAAUAAUGAAAAUAUUUAUAUCAGUCCUGUGGAUUUCACUGUGCUUAAUUGUGACUCCAAGCUCCUUUGCUUGUCCGAAACCUGAUGAUAUAGCUCCUUGCACUUGCUUUAAAGCAACCAUUUACUGUCAAGAACCAAAUAUAACUUUGCCUUAUCUCGAAAGAAUUAUGAAAAAUGUAUCUGCUGGAUUCUACCAAAGAAUAUUACUAAAAAAUCUGAAGUUGGGAAAUUUAUCACUUGAGAUCUUUGAGAAUGUUGAUGUUAAUAUGUUAGAGAUUAUUGAAUGUGAACUAUCUGGUAUCAUUUCAUCAAAUCGUGUCUUACCAGUAUUUGGAGAUACUUUAAGAGAAAUACAUGUUUAUAGAAGCAUCAAUGACACAAAAGGAGAUUUCACAUUGGAUUUGAAAUCCGUGCCAAGACUACACACUUUAGUUCUGUAUUAUAGUUCAAUUCCUUUGCUGAGAUCUGUUUGGUUUCCGAAGAGUCUGAAUUCUGUUACUCAUCUAAGAAUUUAUAAAAGUGGCAUAGAACAAUUUGAAAAUAAAGUUUUCCAGAACUUAAUUAAUCUAGAAGAAUUAGAUUUGAGUUCAAACAAGCUGCAAAAUAUCAGCCGAUCCUUGUUGCCAAAACCGGCCAAUAGUUUAAAAACUUUGGAUUUCAGUGAUAAUAUUAUCACAGAUGUGCCUGAAGAUUUCUUUAGUGAGAUGAUGUCACUUGAAACAGUUUCCUUUCAUAAUAACAGAAUAAGAAUUCUUCCAGAAAUUAUAUGGGGCAGCGUAUGGUCACAGCUUAAAGAGCUUAGACUUGAUGGAAAUCCUUUGGCAUGUGGCUCUGAAAUUGAAUGGAUGUUCAAUGCUAAAAGGCCUUCUAGACUCUUUGGUAGCUGUGCUGAACCCCCAGAAAGGAAGUAUCAAUAUAUGCAGUAUAUAAUUGAUGAACACAAUAGAAGAAAGGACUUAAAAUAAAUUCUUCAUUUCUUGAAAGCAAAAUAUUAUCUUUACUGUUUUGAACAGGAAAACAUUUUGAAUAAAAUUUUUUCUAAACAAGUAA